This is a messenger RNA of Ananas comosus (pineapple), 2641 nucleotides long. RefSeq lists its product as uncharacterized. The coding region runs from base 533 to 2320 and encodes 595 amino acids. The transcript is spliced from 4 exons. Gene Ontology annotation, cellular component: microtubule. Lineage: Eukaryota; Viridiplantae; Streptophyta; Magnoliopsida; Poales; Bromeliaceae. The record is from RefSeq and is a predicted model, not a curated record. Gene Ontology annotation, molecular function: microtubule binding.
GGCACUUUCAACGUUUCUCAUAGAUGAGGGGCUCUUCAAGCAAUUUUCCCAUUCUAGUACGUUCUCGCGCCUCUCGCAAACCCUCGCUUCAAAACCCUCAAAAACCCUAAUACAAUCCACUUCCCAUUUUUGUAUGAAUCGAAAAUUAACGCUCUCUUCUUUCUCUGAUUCAAAUCGCGCCGCACUUUCUCCUUCUACUUCCCCCCAAUUUAGCUCGAAGAAUCGAAUCGGAAGAAGCGCUCAAGAGAGCUCCUUCAUCUGUCCAUUUAGUGAAAUGGAUCGAGCGGAACCCACACAACCCCGAAUCAACCGUCGGGGCGCUCCAUUCUCGUUUAUGCGCAAGUAAACAACAGUAAACAUAGCAUUUCCGAAGCAGUAAUUCCCAAGUAUCAAAAGAAGACAAAAAAGUUGAUAUUUUGAGGGUAUUAUCAUUGGAUAGUGACAAAAAUGCUUCCACAAGGAUAGUGUCGAGCGAUAGCGAGCAAACAGAUCUCAUUAGCAGGACGAAGGUCACCGUUAGGAGUCCCAUUACAUGGACAGUGUUCUUUGUAUUUUUCAUAUGAUGGAUGAAGAUCUCCGGCUUUUGCUUUUUAAAGAAUUGGAGAAUAUGAGGAAGGACCCGAGGAGCCACAAGACACAGAUGGAAGCUUUGAGAUCUUAUAUCAAAGAACUCGACAUUGAUACCCUCCCUCGCUUUCUCGCCCUUGUCUCUGAAUCUAAGGAUUUAGGCUUGUCAUCGAAAGAAUGUACUGUGUCCCUAUUAGAGUUUCUUGCACAAGCCCAUGGCCGUAAGAUUGUGCCUCAUAUUGAUACCAUGAUGUCCGAAAUUAUGGGGAUUAUGGCAACCAGCGGAUGGUCCUUCUCACUUCAGCACGCCUGCUCUAAAGCGGUUUCUUCAAUUGCACGGUUUGGUAUUGAUCCUUUGGCCCCAGACGAUGAGAAGAAGAGGAUUAUCACCUCCAUUUCCAAGCCUCUUUCUGAUUGCUUAUUGGGCACGCAAGAGAGCAUUGCUUCGUGUGCGGCUUUUUGCCUUGAGACCCUGGUGGAGUCUGAUAAUUGGCAAUUCGUUCCAGCAGAACUGGUGAACGAGACUUGUCUGAAAGUAGCAGGAGCUCUUGAGGAGAAGCAUACUCAGACAAAUUCUCACCUGGGCUUGGUUGUGGCUCUGACAAAACGAAAUCCUCUUAUAGUCGAGCCUUACGGCCGAUCCCUACUGAAGUCAGGACUGCAAAUUUUAACUUCUGCUGCAAAUGGGAGUUGCUCAGAGAAGCAGUUGCAGGCUAUUCAAAUGAUCAAAACUUUGAUGGUGAGUAUCGAUUCAAGAAGCAUAUCUUCUGAAAUUGGUAAUAUCGUUGGUGCCAUGAAAAAAUUCCAGAAUGAUCAGGUGCCAUUGGUCAGGCGUGCGGCUUUUGAAACAUUAGAGGUAGCUGAAGUAAUAGCUAGUGGAUCAACUGAAGUUUCUUCUUCCAGGUCACAAACUGUUGAUUCUUUUGAUUAUUUCCGCAUUCUUGAAUCACCGUCAUCGAUUGAGCAAUCUUCUUGUAGUAAUUGGUGUACUAGUGUGGCCGACACGAGACCACUGAAUAAAAAUUUCAGUGCUUUUACUUUGAGAUGCAGUGAUGGCUUUCGUCAUCAUACCAGCCCCAGCAGUUGUAAUUCAUCGGCCCCUCAGGAAGAGAAUUAUUGGAACGAACAGCUAAUUGAGACACAAAAUGUACACCCUGAGAUAUCCUGCAAAGCUGAUCAUGAAAGUUUUAUUCCAUAUGCAACAACCAAAGACACAAGUCCAAUCCUUCAGAGACCGAGACCAAUUAGUACAUCCUACGAUGUAAAGAUAUGCUCAAGUCCAAGCAAGUGUCUCCAGAAUCUUAAAAAUUCAUCCGGAGCAGUUUACGGGAUCCAUGAUGGAAAGCAUAGCAGGAUCGUCGGAAGCCCAGCUUUAAGUUGGGUUCGACGAAGUUCAGAAACGGCAUGUAGUGAUGAUAAUUUUUCUCAGAGUUUCUCUUGCAACUUGAGGGGAAGAAGGACCUUUGGGAAGGCGAGGCAAUUGAGUGAUCAGUGUCAUAUUCAAGAAGCUGCCCUCAUGACAGAUGAGAUUGCGGCCGCUGUUGGCGAUGUAGUAGCAGAUAGUGCUCGCAAAGACUUGUGCAAAGUGUGUCGCCGAGGCAAGAAGAAUAUUCAAAUUGCGAGCACAAAGCGUGGUAGAUGCGCUUUUGCUGUUUUGAUUUUGGUCCUCUGCCUUUUUGUGAUGUUCAGUGCCAUGAUCUUGUCGAUUUGGUGGAGCUGCGACAAUAAGGUGCUCUAUGUUGUUCCAACAUAGUGCUGUUUCAGCCUUCGGCUUGUUGUGUACCAUUGUUUUUGUACAUGUUGUACAUGUUGUAAUUGAAUGCUAUAGGUGAAGAUCUAUAUUCCUCCUCUUUUUUCUUUUCAAUGUUUCUGUUUUUUCUUUGCAUAAGCGCCGAGAGGGUUCAUCACCACAAGAGUGAAAUUAGGUAUAUCAGAACCAAUUGAGCUACACAUUGAAGGUCUCUGUCAACUGUCCUUGUAGGCUUUCAUAGGAUUGAAAACUAUAUGAAAGCUGUCGAAAUCAUUUUGUAUGGAUGCUGUUGAAAUGUGCCAUCAAAUUCAAAAUGGUUCAGUU